Messenger RNA from Schistocerca cancellata (South American locust), 806 nucleotides. RefSeq lists its product as uncharacterized. The transcript is spliced from 5 exons. The record is from RefSeq and is a predicted model, not a curated record. Lineage: Eukaryota; Metazoa; Arthropoda; Insecta; Orthoptera; Acrididae. Bases 207 to 806 code for a protein of 199 amino acids.
UUCAGUGUAAAAAUUAGUCAUACGAAAUUAUGUUCCAGAGUCUCUACCUUAUCUAUGGCAAUGAAUACAGGCCACAGUAAUUAAUUAAAAUUUUAAUACAUUGUUUCGGCCUGCAUUCACUAUCAUAGAGCCUGGAUGCAGCGAGCGAGGAUUUGCGGACCUACUUGAGACGGAAGCACAUCUGGGAACUACUGCGCUACCUCCUCAUGCAGACACUCGUCAAGAAACCUGUGUACCCCCGCGAGUUCCUGGUGGAGCUGAUGGAGCACCUGGUGGAGUACCGCGCGUCGCUGCCCAGUGAGCACCUGCAGCCACGCCUGCUCUGGGACCGCUGCCACGUCGUGGCCGUCUUCAGGGCGCUCGACCCCCAGCAGGCAGAGGUCAUCUCCAUCAGCCAGUACCACGUAGGUAUGAAAAUGCUGAACCUCGGCGAAUACGACAGGCAUCCUCCCACCACCGAAGACGGACUCAUCACCAUGGAUACAUUCGUGGAUGAAGCAUACAGGCGGCUGCUGAACGAGUUCCUGGCGAUGAUCGACUGCCUGCCGGACGAGCGCAACCUCUGCGGCUGCCAGGACCAGAUCUGUCCCUGCACGGCGCCCCCAAAGGAGUCGGCAGAGGAGCUGGCGAAGGAACAACGCGGGGAUGAGCCCCAGUGGGCGGGGCCCCCAACCACGUCUCUGGCUGGACUGCUGGCGCACAGCCACGGCAAGUCCGGGCCCUUGUCAGGGCCCCCGAAAAGGUCCGUGGCGGGGCUGAUCGAGGACCACCACAUGGACAUCGGCUUCACCACGGACGGCGCCUAA